AUGUCGAAUUUUACCAUGAUAAAUCAAUCCAAACCGUCGUCUAGUAUUCGCCCCACCAACGGUCGUCAGACCGUUGGAGAUGGGGCUUUCUCUACCGACAUGAUCCCUAGCGUGCUUGCUGUCUGCCGCAUUCAAGGCGGCGACUCGAUGUACUACUAUUCCACCGCGUUCUCUGGCGGGCCUGGGAGGGUCGUUAGACUGGCUCCUACUGCGUCGUUCCCGUUCCCCACGCCCCCGCGGGACAUCCUUGCCAAGCAGAAUGUCCCUUGGCCGGAUGCGUGCACGCCACCACUCACUCCUGAUGACACGGAUGAGGACGACGACAGUGUCGGCGCGAUCAGCAGCAAACAGCGCAACGGCGCUCUCGAACUCCUUAGUACGCUCUUCCCGCGGAACGCCCUCGGUGCCAUUCCCCACGCGAAGAGCGUAGAGAUAUCCGCGCCGAACCUCGGCGCAGCCUUCGAAGGUGUCGUUCUCGACCUUCCAGGUAAGACGAAGACGCUCUACGUUGACGGCAAGAACGCUGCCCACGUCAACCUUCGUGAGAGUAUUGUCGCUCUGCUUGACCUCGCAGACGAGCGACUGGAAUGCUCUGCUCUAGUCCUCGCCCUGGAAAAGUCCUGCCCGCACCUCGGCGAGCUCCUUCACUCGCUCAUGUAUGUCGGUGGCACCGUCGUCACCACUCCUCCCUUCCCCGUGGAUCCGGCUUAUAUACUCGUUGGAUUGGAGAUCUAG
Phanerochaete carnosa HHB-10118-sp is the source of this 735-nucleotide messenger RNA. RefSeq lists its product as uncharacterized. Bases 1 to 735 code for a protein of 244 amino acids. Gene Ontology annotation, cellular component: cytoplasm; nucleus. Lineage: Eukaryota; Fungi; Basidiomycota; Agaricomycetes; Polyporales; Phanerochaetaceae. The transcript is spliced from 5 exons. The record is from RefSeq and is a predicted model, not a curated record. Gene Ontology annotation, molecular function: ornithine decarboxylase inhibitor activity. Gene Ontology annotation, biological process: positive regulation of protein catabolic process.